Molecule: messenger RNA, 6240 nt
Organism: Phaedon cochleariae (mustard beetle)
Lineage: Eukaryota; Metazoa; Arthropoda; Insecta; Coleoptera; Chrysomelidae
Source: the annotation of a GenBank genome assembly
CGAGAAGUAUGUAAAAUCUUCACAUCACGUCAAAAUUGUCAGUCUCUAGUCCAGCUUUUCUGUUUCAUAUGACCAAAUUUCUGUGAUGAAUUCCAUGCUGAUAAAUGCUAAUCUACUAAAAAUACCCUUGCAACUAAGCCAAAGAUCCCCUACUUCACGUCAUACACUUGAGAACUUGAUCACUCUUCCCAAAAUUGCAAACAAAAUCCGCAUCCAUGUCGUACGGUCUUUUCCAAAAAUCAAACCAAUAAGAUACUUCUCGCCAUUCCGUGAAAAAUACCUCAAUCCAUUCAUCACAAGUUACAGUUUGUUGGAAGUUUCAAGACUUAAAAAACACCAUCACCCAAUAACGAAUGCUCAACUGAAUGUUCAAAGGAAUUAUUGCCAAAAAUCCAUAGACAAAUACAACAAAUUCAAACAAUCUGACAAAAGUGAUCAUCAGAAAAGAGAUGAAGUAUGUGGAGAAGACUGCAUUACAUUCGAAAAAGAAAAAAUCAAAAAGAAACAUCAUGAAAGUACGAAAACAAAAGGUAUAAGUUUCAAUGUCAAUCUGAACAACAUAGUGAAUGAACUAAGUAAGAAAAAAGAUCUACAAAAAUUACACGAGAUCAAUAAAAUAAGCAAUUUUAUCUUCAAACCUAUCGACUGCAAAGCUUGUAGUUCAAAUAAGAAAAAAUCGAGCGGAAAAUUAACGAAAAGUACUGAUCAAAAACGAUCAAAUUCUUUAUUUUCUGUACCUCAAAAAGUUCAUCCCAAAUACGAGAUGAAGAGGGAAGAAUUCAAAAAAGAAAACUACGAUGAAACAGUGAACUACAAUAAUUCAAGAACAACAGAGUUAUUAUCUAUUUGUCUCAACAAAAAAUAUGAGAGAAAACCCAACAGAAGUGUAGUUACACUAGCAAGAAAAAAAAGUAGAGCUAGAUCAGAUAAAAAGAGUCAGGGACCAGUUCCUUUGGUCAUGUUGGUCAAAUCUAAUUCUGGAAAAACUAGAGCAUUGGUUGAUCAUUAUUCUAACAAUAUCAAAUACAAAGUUGGUACCAACGAAGCUUUCAUAAAAAGCACUGAUACAUUUUUAAUCAAUAACGGAUCCAUGAAAAUGAACAGCAUAGAUCUCAAGAGGUCUAGGAGUGAAGGAGACAUCAGCAAAAGUAACAAAUUACAGAAAAUGUUCAAUGAAUUUUCGGGUAAGACAGAGAAGGAUCAGCUAUAUCAGAAUAAACUGAAGGACAAUUUAGCUGAAGUACCAAAGCCAGUACUAGCAAAAGCUAUAUAUGAAAUGUUGAAACCUCUUAUUGAACAAGAAUUCUUGCAAUACAAAGAAGUCAAAACUGCUAUACAUCGUCUAGAGAAUAAUUUAGAGACCUACUUCAAUCAGAUCAUCCCGAAUUCUCACAAUAUCAACAAUUCAAAUAUAAAGGAGAAUCAGUUCGAUUUACCAGAAGGAAAGAAUAAAAUGAUUCGAGAGCCUAAUACAUACAUAAAUAUAGCAGACCCUUCAGAUCAAAAUUACUGCAAAAAAGAUCCCACUAUAAACAAUGUCAUAUCUGCUCCAAGUAUGAGGAAUUUGGAAAUACUCGAUCCUAUAGAAUAUGAAAUAGUGAUAAUCGCUCAAAAUUGUGGCAAAAAAGAUGGAUCUCAAUCUAAAAAAGAUGGCACGAAAAAACUCAAGGCACAACUUUGCGAAAAUAAUGAAGAGAAACCAUCUGAUAAAGGUAAAAAAUCUGACGAACAGAAGAAAGAAGAUCCAUGUCAAAAAGAUAAACAUCAAUCAAAGCCAGCAAAUCAACUUUGCGACGAUAAAAACAAAAAAACACCAGUCAAAGCAGACAAGCAAGAUAAUAAAACAGCUAAUCCAUGUGUGAACAAACUCAAAACUGCUUCAGACACCGAUAAAACUUGCAAAAAACGGCCGGCUAAUCAACUCUGCGACGAAGCAAAGAAAAAAGAUCCCUGUCAGAAAGAUAACAAGCAAGAUACUAGUAAUAACUCGAAGAAACAAACCAAGAGUGACUGCACAAAUGAUCGACGUCAACAAGAGCACAAAAAAGACCCAAAGCAAGAAAGCAAAUGUCAAAAUGAGGCGAAAGAAGACCCAUGUCAAAAAAAUAACAAGCAAGAUCCUUGUAAAAAAGCAAAGCAAGAAAUCAAAUCUAAGAAAGACUCAUGCCAAGAUGAGAACAAGCAAGAUCCCUGUAAGAAGGCUAAGCAAGAGAAGAAAUGUAAGGAUGACAAUAAAAAAGAACCAUGUAAAGAAAAUAACAAGCAAGACCCUUGUGGAAAAUCGAAGCAGGAAAACAAAUGUGACCGAAAAAAAGACCCAUGCAAGAAAACGAACGAUGAAACUGAUGAUUCUUGUUGUUUGAAAGCGAAGAAAAAAGGAGAAGAUUUCUGCGAAACUGACAUUAGUAAAUACAAACAGAAAAGCCCCAGUAAUACCAAAGAGGAUUCUUGUAAAGACGGCACCAAACGUGAUCCAUCUAGCGAGCAGAGUUCCAAAAAUUGUAAGAAGGAAGAUGAUCCUUGUAGUAGAUUUAAGGGAAUUGGACCAAGCGAAGAAACUUGCAAGAAAGUUGAAUGCUUCAAUCCAAUGCCAUGUUGCGAAAAGGCCAGCAUUUGCCAAGAACCUACGUUACCUUCGAUGAAGUCUAAAGGCCCUGAUGGUCAAUCGAAGACUGAAAGUCAUAAGCCUGAUAUCUGCAAACGAAAUCCAGAUGACGUCUCAAAUUGUAAACAACGAUCAUGCACGCAAAAGAGUAUGGAGCCCACAGAACCACCAAACUGUUGCAAGCCUCUAGGAAGGAAGGGAUUUUACGAUAAACCAUGCUCCGAUCUUCCACAAACACCGAAAACAAAAAUAGAUGUCAAGCAAGUUUGCUGCCAAGAAAUCAUCAGCAAAGAACAAGAAGCAGCAAAGGCACUGGAAAGGAAGAACGCCCCUGCCCGUCCCAAACCGCUUCCGCCAAAGGUGGAGCCGCCGCCGAAAUGCGACCCCCCUAGCAAAACAGACACUCGGUAUUGCACUAAGCCGACGAUCAAAGCGGAAGUGUCUGUUCCGAAGCCUGAGGUGAAGUGCACCAGAAUGCCUGCUCCAGCUGUUCCGCAAAAUAUCGUACCGAAGCCAGUUCGGGAACCGAAACAAGCGCCGAAAGAUUCUUGGUUUCCAGUGAAAAUAAGAACCAAGCAGGCUGCACCGAAACCAUGUGAAAGCAAGCCAAAAAAAUACACUAAAACAAAUGAAGAUACACCCCUUCCUCCACGAUCUCCAAAACUCACUGCUCAACUGCCAAAACAAGAACCUCCCAAAAAAAACCUACUAGAUAACUGUAAGGGAUUGUUCUCCAGUAUAUGCAGAGUUUUUUGCCCGAGCAAAAAUAAGCCUGGCAAAAAAGGCGCAUCUUCGAGUGUCACGAACUCCAACUCUAUGCCAGAACUCAAGGGUACUUUCGGAGGUUUCUCUAGUUCUGCCCCAGCAGGAUCAUCAGGAAAUAAACCCAACAAGAAACCUGGUACCAUGACUUUCGCAAUUUACAGGAAACGAAACAGAUAUCCCUGGAACACAGCACCGCGAUGGAGCAUUUAUCAAGAAAGAUUCAUCUCGAAAAAAUCCAAAGAAGAUUCUGACCCUUGCAAAACCAAGGAAGCUAAAGAUUCUGAACAAGAUAAACCAGAUUCUAAUAAGCUCCAAUGCAUUUGCUACGAGGAAAUCAAGAAGAAACAAGCUUCAAAAGAAAAUAGUGGAGAUGGCAAGCAUGGUGACCGUUGUAAAAAGAAGACUGACAAACAAAUGACGUUCAAACCGACGAAUCAUUCGAAAAUAUGUCAGAUGGAAAGUAAGAAGAAAUCUGCAUCCAAAAAAUGUAAAUCAAAUUCAGAAAAAGCUGAUCAGAGUAAAUUCAAACAAUGUGGAGAGCUAUGCAAACAAAAUACAGGUGAUAAUAAAUCUAGCGGAAAAGCAAAUUCUUCUGAUACGAGCACAACGAAGAAAUCAAAAAAUGUUUGCGCCGAUAAACUCAAGACUUCUGGUACUACUACAAAGGAUAAACCGAAAAGUACGUGUGCAGAGACUUCUAGUACCACUACAAAGGAUAAACCAAAAAGUACGUGUGCAGAAAAGCCUAAGUCGGCUUCCAAAGAUGAUACAAAAGAACGUAAGACAUUCAAGGAAAGGUGCUUGUCAAAGUCGAAUUCCAAGAAUAAGAGUUGUUCAAAAAAGCAUGAAGAAUUCAAAGAAAUGUGUAAGCCAAAGUCUGACUCUAAACAGAAUGAUUGUACAAAAGAGCAAGAGCAGUCUAAGCAAAAAUCCACCUCUCCCAAGAAAGAUAAGUAUCCUUGGAAAAAAUCUGAUGACAAAAUGGAUGGCGAUCUAUGCGCGAACGAAAGCAACAUCACAAAAAAAUCAAUGGAAGAUGAAAAAGCGAAAACCAAAACUGAAAAUAGUGGCGGCAAAAACCAGCAGGGAAAUUUGUUGAAGAGUGAACAAGAUUCGUCUUGUUUUCGAGAUUAUAACAAAAAUAGUGAGAAGGGCAAAAAAGUAGAGAAACGAAAAUCCGACGUAGAAGCAGCGCCAAAACCUGAUUGCAAGAGGAUGAAAAAAGAAGUUAAUAAGGAGGAUGAUUCGAAAUCUUCGAAAAACACUAAAGAGGGAUGCAAGCCGAAGGAAGAAGAACAGGGGAAGAAUAUGAAAAAAGUUUGCGCACAACCAAAACCAUGCCAAAAUAAGGGUGAUGAAGAUCAGAAGAAAGCAAGUCAGAAGAUAUCAUGUCAAAAUAAAGUGAAAAAUAUCGGCAAAAAGUCUGAAGAUAAGAAAAAAUGCGAUGAUGCUAAGAAGAAGAAAACUGCAGACAAAAAAGAGAGUGUUUGUGAAAGAAUGAAGGAAACUAAAAAAUGUGAUGGAAAGGAAAGUUUCAUACCAAAGAAAAGUGAAAGUGAUAAACCAAAAGGGAUCUGUGACAAAAUCAGAGAAAAGAAAAAAUCGAAAGAAGAAAUGGGUAAAAGUAUCUCCCAGAAAUGCACCAGUUCAACAGGAGUAACAAAAGUAAAUUCAAAUAAAAUGGGCGGAAUUGAGGAUGUAGAACUGGACGGUGAUAAACAUGAUAUGUUCAUUUGUAAAGUGAAAAGUCUUGGUAAAUCUGAACAGCUGAUAUGUUCGUCAAAAAGCGAUAAGCCUCAAAAAAUGGAGUUCAAUGAAAAAGGAGUACUGAGAAUCUUGAAAUGCAGACUAACAAAAGAUGAAAAUGGAAGGGAAGUUUUCGUAUGUAAAGAAAUCAAGCCAGAUAAAGACAAAAACGAGAUCAUCCAAGAAGAGUUGCAGCAAAUGAAAGAUCUCCUGAAACAACGCAGUGCCCCUAACCUCUCUCAAAAUCAAACGAUUGUGAGUAAAAAGCUGAUAUGCCAAGAAGAACCAGAUGGUGCGAAGGUAUGCAACAUCAAAGAUGUCAAAGAAAUAGUAGAAGGCGGUAGAAGCAAGAAGGUUUAUGUCAAACCUGCGCCGAAAAAGUGUCCUUUUACCUAUCAAGAUCUUCUCAAAAAAAGUGAAGAAAUCCGGAAAGCUGCGAGCGAACGUACUCUAGAAGAAAGAAACAAGAAGACGAAGGAUGUCAAGAGAGCAGCAAGUGUGCCAAGAGUGAAGCCUAAGAAGAUAAACGACUGUUAGAACCAAUUGGCGAAUUAUUCAUUAUCUGAAAUUCAUAUUUUCAUUGCUAGUGAGAGGAAAUGUGAGAAGACUGAUUAUUGUUAUAUGCCUAAUGCAUCCAUGAAAAUCAACAGUGGAAGCUUGAGGUCUUAGCAAUCCUCCAUAUUAAACUAUAGCCGAAUGAAGUUGACAACAAUAGAUGGGCAGUGAAUGGAGGAAUGAAUGAUUAAAAUGUCAUGAGUCGAUGAUGAUCAAGAUGGCGAAGAUGUCAGAAAGCGCCUACAGCAAAUAACGUCGGGUCAUUGCCAAGUGUUACACCCAACAAGAUCUUGUCGAUGAAGCUUGGAAAUUAGUGAAACUACAAGUGUCGACACUAGAUGAAAGUGGCUUGAAGAAUCAAUAUAGCCAGAUCAUUGAAAGUGUUGAGUAGAAGAUGAAGAUCGAAUAGAAAACCAAUUGAAGACGGUGUUUGUACUUCUUGUCUAACAAGUGAUUUUUUUCAAUGUUCAUCAAAAUUCCAAGAAAUAAUUGGGGGUUCUUGUGCUAUUAGUUGCAUCCACUUGUUACCAUUGACCUUGUCCGCGAUUAUAAUAUAUUAUUUUCCACAA